Carassius carassius (crucian carp) is the source of this 1749-nucleotide messenger RNA. RefSeq names its product scavenger receptor cysteine-rich type 1 protein M130-like. The coding region runs from base 1 to 1749 and encodes 582 amino acids. Lineage: Eukaryota; Metazoa; Chordata; Actinopteri; Cypriniformes; Cyprinidae. The transcript has 8 exons. Gene Ontology annotation, cellular component: membrane. The record is from RefSeq and is a predicted model, not a curated record.
AUGGUCUGGUGCGGUUGUCUGGAGAGAGACAGGGGGGAGGUGGAAGUUUUCAUCCAUCAGGUCUGGAGGAGAGUUCUGCUGGACUCCUGGAGUCUCACUGAAUCCUCUGUGGUCUGCAGACAGCUGGGUUGUGGCUCUGUGCUGAACUUCUCCAGCUCCUCUUCAUCCAGUCCUGAACACAGUCAUGAGUGUGUGACGGGCUUCCAGUGCUCUGGGAGUGAAGCUCAUCUGGGGAACUGCAGCUCUCCACAAACUCUCAACUGCAGCUCCGCACAACAGCUGUCAAUCACCUGCCUUGGUCGGGGGUCCAUCAGGCUGGUGGGUUCUGGGGAAGACUGUGCAGGGAGGCUGGAGGUUUUUCACAGUGGCUCAUGGGGGACAGUGUGUGAUGACUCCUGGGAUAUUAAAGAUGCUCAUGUGGUGUGCAGACAGCUGCAGUGUGGAGUGGCCCUCAGUAACCAGCAGGUACCAGCCUGGUUUGGUCCUGGUUCUGGACACAUAUGGCUGGAUGAGGUAGAGUGUGAGGGGAAUGAGACGUCCCUGUGGAGCUGCUCUUCUCCAGCCUGGGGAAAACAUGACUGCAUACACAAGGAGGAUGUAGGAGUCGUGUGCUCAGAAUUUAAGGAGAUCAGGUUAACUGAGGGCUGUGAAGGGAAUCUGGAGGUUUUCUACAAUGGGUCCUGGGGUAAUAUGUGCUGGAACCAGAUGGACAGAGACACAGCAAGUCUGAUCUAUCAAGAGCUGAACUGUGGAAGAUCUGGAAGUGAACCCAGUUAUUCAGAGGGACUGAAGUCUUAUAAUUGGCUUGACGUUUUAAAUUGUCGACAACAUGAUUCCACUUUAUGGAAGUGUCCAUCUUCACCAUGGGGACAGAAUGACUGUGAUAAUGAAGUGGCCAAAGUCACCUGCUCAGGAGAACCACCGGUUGUUCCAGCUGUGGACAACUGGUUCAGAGCGAGUAAGAGAGUGUGGGACUCAGCUCACAUCCACCUCCAGCGCACUAUAUGGAGGCACAAGGCCUUUGCGGAUGCUCGACGUGCCGCUACUCCAGUUUACCAUCCAAGGGAUAAGAUGCCCCAGAAAGUUCUUGGUACCACAGGAGCCCCCUCCUCUGAGGAUCCUCGAUCAACCAUCCAUGUACCAAGUGAAGGACAUCCUGAACUUGAGUACCUGGUGGACUGGGAGGGGCAUGGACCAGAGGAACGUCCCUCACCAAGGGGCCGAGGUCACCCUCGUCAUCGCAUAAGGGUGUCAGGAGCCGCCCCUGGAGGAGUGGAGGAUCAGACUCGCGAGUCUCCUAAGAGUCUUUUGACAUGUUUUACCUCACCAUCUCCUCAUCAGAGACAGUGUUCAAAUCAUCUUCCUCUCAGACUGAGUGGAGGGGACGGCCGGUGCUCUGGGAGGCUGGAGGUGUAUCAUAACGCUGUGUGGGGCUCAGUCUGUGAUGAUCAGUGGGACAUCAGCGAUGCUCAGGUGGUCUGCAGGCAGCUGGGUUGUGGAGCAGCACUGAGGGCUGAUGGGAAUUCAGUCUUUGGUGCUGGUGAAGGUGUUGUAUUUGUCAGUGUCCACUACUCCUGCCAUAACAUCAUCAGCUUCUUCUUCAGUCCACUCAACAUCAGUCGCUCCCCCACAAACUCCUUCAUCAGCGUCUCCCCCAGUGCUUGUGAUAGUUCUGGGAGUUGUGCUCUUACUGCUCUUAGUGUCACUGCUUAUACUAAUUCAGCAGAACAGAGUGAUGAGGAGAGGUAG